Molecule: messenger RNA, 2337 nt
Organism: Parascedosporium putredinis
Lineage: Eukaryota; Fungi; Ascomycota; Sordariomycetes; Microascales; Microascaceae
Source: the annotation of a GenBank genome assembly
AUGCAUCUUCCCGGCCCCCGGGCGUGCCCCCGACGGCCCCGGCCUCGCGAUCCCGACGCCCCUUUACCCAACUCCAAGAAGCGUGAGCUUGAGUUGUUGGACAGGUUGAGGAAGCUGGAAGGCAUUGUGGAGGAGUUGAGCAGCCAGGUGGAAACCGAUCACACACGCCACGCCUCGACAUCCACGGCUUCUCCGGAACCCUCUGCUGAGGCAUCUGAUAGCCACGGGAGUGCCAGCGGCGCGACGCCUGGAAGCAAGGAGGAAGAGUCGCCGCCCGUCUUGGGCCCUAUCGCGAGCAUCGUGACUUCUACCAAGCCGACAUACGCGCCGAAUUACGAAGUGAAUGCCAAUCUCUACAAGAAGUUCGGUAGGCUCGUCAUCAACAAGGGCAAGGGCCGAUAUAUCAGCAGUGCUUUCUGGUCGAGCGUCAAGGAUGAGUUUGACCAAAUCCGAAGCGGUGUGAACACCUUGUCCGACGAGACCGACUACACAUCCGAAGAGGAAAAUCCCGAACCGAUCGAAACCUCCGGCCCGCAAAGUCAUGACUCGUUUUUGUUUGGCUAUCGCGCUUGCGACAUUGACCUAUCUACCUACCAUCCUCCCGCACACUUGAUACCCUUCCUUUGGAAGGUCUACCAAGUCAACGUGGAGCCCGCCAUCAAGCUCAUCCACACACCCACCGUGGACAAGAUCUUCCAGGGAAUAAUUAACGGCAAUCGGGAACUAAGCCCUCCCAACGAAGCUCUUGUGUUUGCCAUCUAUUUUGCCUCUUUGGUGGCACUAGAGGAGGAUGAGGUGCAAGAGAAGUUUGGCUCGCCCACAGCACCCCUCUUAACUCGCUAUAGAUUUACUCUCGAGCAGGCGCUGUCCAAGACGAAUCUGAUGAAGAGCCUUGACUUGACCUCUCUUACCGCGCUUACCCUCUUUCUUGCAGUUGUGAGACGGCAUGAUGAUACGCGGUUCUGCUGGACAGCGACCGGCCUACUCAUAAGAAUCGCCCAUGGCCUGGGACUUCACCGUGACGGCACGCAGUUCAACCUGCCGCCGUUUGAAACGGAGAUGAGGCGGCGAGUGUGGUGGGUGAUAUGUGGUAUCGAUAUGCGUUCGGCCGAGGAGAUGGGGACGGAUCUCAUUAUCGUCAGCCGCACUUUUGAUACCGAGUUUCCCACCAACAUUAAUGACGAAGAUAUCAGCCCUAGCUCGACCAAAAUGCCGCCCGCUCGCGAAGGUCUUACGGACGCCUCGACGGCCAUUGUUCGCCAUGAAGCCAUUGCGUUGAGCCGCCGACUUUUCGCUCUUGCCACUGCGGCGGGCGGCGUAUGCCCCAAGGAUAGCUCCUCGAGCAUGGCGGAGCGUGAGCGUAUGCUUGUCGAGACGUAUGCCCGACUCGAGGCCAACUUCCUCAAGUAUGUGGACGGUGCCACGGGUCCUCAGGUUAUCAUGGCGACGCUAGUUGCCCGUAUCCUCAUGGCCAAGAGCUCGCUCAUCAUCUACCAGCCCGCUCUGUUCCCCGGCAAGGGCGCUGGUCUCUCGGACCAGAUCAAAGAACGGCUCUUCGUGUCGGCCGUGGAGAUUAUUGAGUACACGUAUAAACUCAACACCGAGCUUCAGUUCAAGCCAUGGCGAUGGCUAUUCCAAACCUACACGCAGUGGCACGCCAUCGCGUACAUCCUUCUCGAGAUGUGCCGACGACCAUGGACCGCGACCCUGGAGCGGGCGUGGCACGACCUCAACCGAACAUUGAACAGCCGUCAGAAUUUCGACCUGACCAAGACGGCGGACCAUCUCGCAGUGUGGAUGCCGCUGCGGAAGCUACUUCUCAAGGCGCGCCGGCACCGCGAGGCCGAGAUUGAUAGACUGCGGGCAAAUCCUGAAGAAGUACUAAGGCUAGAUAAGGAAGACAGCGCAAACAAGCACCGACAGCGAUUCGGACGCGUGGCGCCAGAAGUCGACUUGGACGACGUGCGGUAUCGAUGGCUGGCGCUCGUAGGACCGCAGUUCUCCAUGGGCGGCGCAGCAGCGGCGGAUUAUCUACCCCAGACUACCGGUGGCCAACAAGCCCCGUUGACGAGAAACGUCGGGCCCGAGGUGGUUUUGGACGGCAUGCGGGAGGCCCUCAUUGAGGAAAUGAUGGAUGGACCGUUUGACCCCAUUGCGUGGUGGAAAGUCAUGUCUCCCGUGACGAGCGAUUCGUCUCCCGUGUCGCAACAUGCACCGCAACAACUCCAACAAUUGCAACCACAGCAACAACAGCCGCAACCCCAACAGCAGCCCCUCAUCUCACCCCCAGUGGCCCGCGGGCGCAGGCGCUCGGUAUUCACGGGAGCCAGGUAUUGA